UUCAGAGAAAUUGGUUUCAAGGCAAUUCAUCUCCAUUUGUUGACAUUUAGUGGCUGACCUGAAAGCCUGAAACUUAUCCUCUUCCUCUCUCCUCCAUGGAUACCCUGUCUAGCUCUGUCUCAACCCUCAAAGUCCCUACCCUUCUCUCAUCAACCUCAUCUCGUGAGCUCCAUCAAUUCAAUCCUCAAAGUCCCAGAACACACAAACUUCCUCCACAAUCCCACCUUCACUCCACCACCAAACCCAACUUAAUCUCCAACAAAACCCCCUCUUUCUCUCACAAGCUUGUCUCUUUAUCUUCAACCCCCUCCUUCUUGAACUCCUCUGCAACCCUCUCUCUCAAUUCUUCAUCAUCCUCUGAUCUCCAUAGAAAACCAGCAACUGGGUAUGCCGCUGCUCUGCUAGACAUAGCUCAAUGCAACAGUUCUGUUCAUUUGGUUGAGAAGGACAUUCAGAAGUUCUUGAAAUUGCUCCACAAUAAGCAAGUCCAAGCUGCCUUGGCCAACCCUUUUGUGGGUGAGAAAGAAAAGGGCCAAGUAGUGAACUUGGUGGCAGAGAAAGGGAGAUUCAAUAGGCAUUUGGUGGGUUUGGUGAAGAUGCUGGUUAGGAAAAAUAAGGUGGGGAUUGUGAAAGAAGUGUUGGAGGAGUUCCAGAGGAUUUACAAUGAGUUGUCCGGGACUGCUAAGAAGAAAUGCCCAAAUUUUUUUUCAAUACUGGAAUGGAUCAUUUGGGGCAGGAGGAGAACAACAUUUUACUUGUUGGUCGUUUUUGAACACAUCAUAUAAUGCUUCACCAAUUCAGUGAAAUUUGUUAAUCCUCCCGGAAA
Messenger RNA from Prunus dulcis (almond), 826 nucleotides. RefSeq lists its product as uncharacterized. The transcript is spliced from 2 exons. Lineage: Eukaryota; Viridiplantae; Streptophyta; Magnoliopsida; Rosales; Rosaceae. Gene Ontology annotation, molecular function: proton-transporting ATP synthase activity, rotational mechanism. The record is from RefSeq and is a predicted model, not a curated record. Bases 96 to 785 code for a protein of 229 amino acids. Gene Ontology annotation, biological process: photosynthetic electron transport in photosystem I; proton motive force-driven ATP synthesis; photosynthetic electron transport in photosystem II. Gene Ontology annotation, cellular component: chloroplast thylakoid membrane.